Molecule: messenger RNA, 1630 nt
Organism: Anguilla rostrata (American eel)
Lineage: Eukaryota; Metazoa; Chordata; Actinopteri; Anguilliformes; Anguillidae
Exons: 6
Coding region: 253-1221 (322 amino acids)
Source: RefSeq, a predicted model, not a curated record
CUAUAAUAGCUUUCAUGGUGGGAGGUGGGGUAUUUAUUGUAGGCUAUUUUUAAUGAGGCCUGAGUUUUUCUCUUCCACCAACUCUGUGUGAGUUCAUUUAUUUUUACAUGUUUUUCACAUGUUGCUCACUACCUGUAGCAGUAGCAUAUGUGCUGACUGUACAGACAGUCAUUCUAACCACAGCUUUAUUCCUCAGGUACACGUGGCACAGAGCACACUCUGUACAGAGGGAGUUUGAACAGCAGUGAGGUGAUGCUAAUCUGCCGUUCUCCAGCCUCAUACAGAACAGCAUAUUGGCAAUGGGAGCCAUCGUCUGGGACAAAUGCAAUCCGUGUGGCCUCAGCUGAUAAAUAUGAGAAUGCUUCGAUUUCCAUGGAGGUAGAUAAAGAGAGAUUCUCAUCUGAGGGCUUUGAUGGGUCUAAUUUUCCCCUGAGAAUCUCACCGGUGAAGUUUGGAGACAGUGGAAGGUACUUCUGCUACUCUGAACACUCCCUGAUGGCCACAGUAAUGCUGGUAACUGUUCAGGUCUCAGCACUGCCCCCUGGUGGUCUGUCCAGGAAUCAGUCAGUUGUGCAGAACUGUGAGAUAUCACAGGUGAUCGGCUCUGUGACCCUGGCCUGGCUCCGGAUGAAGGGGGGCAGGGGGGAGCUCGUAAAACAGGAGGUCAUGAGUGAGAGGCACCCACAGAAAAUGCUCAGUCUCACCCUGCCCAUUCUGAGCAGAGAGCAGCUGCACUGGGCCUGUGCAGUGUUCACAGGGAGCAUGCUCAGAGCACAGGUCCCCCUCACACUGCCAACACCCAUCACUGAACCUGAAGAGCCAAAGCCAGAUAAUGGCAGGGUGCAGGUGAUCGGUUUGGCCUGUACUGCUGCUGUGUGUGUUGGAGUACUGUUGCUGUUAGGAGGUCUGUUGUUUCGGCGUCUGAAAACAGCAGCAGGUCCCUCCUCAUCACCAGCUGAAGGGAACGGUGCAGCUGAUACAGUCUACAGUAAUGUCACAGAUCUGCAGCAGGGUCAAGCAGUGGAUGAGAAUGGUGAUUCCAGUGCAGCUGGUGCAGUCUAUAGUAAGGCACAGAAAGUCGCAGAGCUACAGAAAGAUCAAGGAAACCCAGAUACCCCGAAAGAGGAGAAUGACAGUGAGGAGCUCCAGUACUUAAUAUUUUCCUUGACCACUCCCAGUCUGGGUAAGUUUGUUAUACUAAGUGUCAUCCUAAUAAAAUGAGUAUAUUACUCUUGCCAGUUUACUCUCCAGUGAAUACAACGGGAGUAACAUCUAAAGUUUGGGCACACAUUACCUUAUGAAAGGGGUGCAAAACUUCUUUCCUGGAGGGCUGGUGGUGGCUUUUAUUCCAACCAAUUAUUCUGGUCUAAUUUUCUAAACCACAGUUUUCACCAAUGCUGUUCACUCCACUGCUGAAAUGCACCAACUAAAGAUAUACUUUGUUCAAUCGGCAGCUGCAGCUCCUAGCUUCUCUAAAAUUUCAGAGCAAAUAAAUGAUUGAAAUAAUUAAAUCAUUACAAGCAGACGGAUCCUGAAAUGAUAAAUGAAGGUGGAUAAAAAGUGGAUAAAAAGGUGCUGGAGACUGGGCAGAGCAGGCUGUGGCGGCCCCUGCUGGAGACUGGGCAGAGCA